AUGAGGUGGGCCCACCUGUUGUUCCUCGGCGUGCUGGCGGCCACGCACGCCGCCGACCUGGAGCAGCUGUACGAGUGGAACUUCCUGCCCUUCCGGCUGCCGCGAGGCUUCCCGAGCGACGGCUACGUGCCGGAGAACAACGUCUUCACGGGCCUCGAGGUGGGCUGGAACCGCGUCUUCGUCGCCAUCCCGCGCCUGCGCAACGGCGUCGCCGCCACCCUCGCCGUCCUGCCCAAGGUCACGCACCCGGCGCACGGGCCCGCCGCGCCGCUGCUCGACGCGUACCCCAGCUGGGCGUGGCACUCGACGGCGUCGCGGCCCAACUGCUCGACGCUGGUGUCGGUGUACCGGGCGCGCGCCGACCGCUGCGACCGGCUGUGGGUGCUGGACAGCGGCCUCAUGGACUCGCUCGGCACCUUCACGCGCGUCUGCCCGCCCAAGCUGGUCGUGUUCGACCUGCGCACCGACUCGCCCGUGCGCUCCGUCACCUUCCCGCAGGACGUGCUGCGGCCCAGCUCGCUGCUCACCAACCUCGUCAUCGACGACGAGGGCUCCCGCUCGUGCGACGACGUCUUCGUCUACAUGAGCGACAGCGCCGCCCCCGGGCUCGUCGUGUACGACGCGGGCCGCGACUCCGCCUGGAGGGUCAGCCAGUCCUACAUGUGGCCGCACCCCGACCGCAGCGCCUUCCAGGUGGCUGGCGAGUCGUUCACGCUGAUGGACGGCGUGCUGGGCCUGGCGCUGUCUCCGCCGCAGCCGCAGCUGCACCCCCACCCCCUGGCCGGCCACGGGCAGCCCGCCUCGGGCUCGCGCCUCCUCUACUUCCAGCCCAUGGCGGAGACGCGCCUCUUCUCGGUGCCGACGUCGGCGCUGCGCGGCGGCCCUCUGCGCGAGCUGGAGGAGCUGCCGGUGUCCGUCGUGGGCCACAAGUCGUCGCAGUCGGCCGUGCUGCACGUGGACCAGCGCGACGGCGCCGUCUGGAUCAGCCCCGUCACAGAGGCCGCCGUCGCCUCCUGGCAGCCCGCCACCGACACCGCCAGCGUCGUCGCCUACAGCCCUGACCUGAUCCAGUUCUCGUCGGAGCUGAUCCUGGCGCCGCGCGACGACUACAACGUGUGGAUGCUGUCUUCGCGCUUCCAGAAGUUCUUCCGGCGCACCUACAACCCGCACGAGAUCAACAUGCGCAUCCUGCGCAUCCGCCUCGCGCCCACCGUCGGGCCCUACUUCGGCCCCGGACUCCUCAACAACACCCUCGUCUUCGACGGCUUCUAGAGCGCCCGCCACCGGACCACUCGCAGAGGUCACCUGUUGCUCGGACGGUUGCGUCGUUCUCCACUCCAGCCUCGUCUCGUUACCGCUUUCCAAAACUUUUGGCUUUUCAUCUCUCCUCCCGCAAAAUUUGUCUGAGAAGUAUCACGAAAAAACUGGAAAAUUACCUGUGUUCUUAUUUACUCACUUACUCAAUUUAACUGUAACGGAAUAUCUGUACUGCAGCAGUAUUAUCAUAUAAUCAUGUUCCUACGAGCGUCAGUCAGCUGCAAACGCAGAACUUUUCAGUUGUCUGUCGACCAGCAAAAUGAAAGUCCCCUAUUAAAUAGAUGUCGUAUUACUCUCUGACCUGCUUCCUGACAUUACUUGACUUCAUUGCAGUUUUCAGAUAGUUGAUGACUGGUCAUAACAGCUUAUGUACACAAUGUUUUUAUCACAUUUAACUUAAAUCUUACUGAAUAAUACACACAUAGCAGUAAGUUUUCUCCCACCAUAGGAACAGCAACUGAGGUUCACAUUCAAAAUGAUUGUGAAAUUAUGAGAUAUUUCGACUAAAUGAAAUCUGUAUUUCAGAUUCUGUAUCGAGACAAACUUUUACAUAAUUCGAGCUAUGGUCACAGUUUGUUACUUUUUUCUUCCCUCUCUUCUCAGACACUGAAGAGACAAAUGUCAAUAUUAAGUUUAAACGACAAUAGCUAUCAUAUAACUUUACCUAACCAUGUAGGGUUUGCUAGUGUAUAAUAACGUUUAUGUGCAAUAUACAAUUCUGUACUGCAAAAUCGGAUUCUGUAGCUACGAAUUUGAUGGUAAAAUCGCUUGAAUUAGAGUUCUAAAACUAGCCGUAAUGAUUAACGGCAUCGGACCGUAUUCCUUCGAAUUUUCUUUAUAUGCACAAAUCAACAAGUGCUUCUUACUUGUAUAAACAGUUACGAAUCCCUGUGCUCACAUUAAAUGAAACACGCAACUGCCUGUUUAAGCUAAACCAACGAAUCUCUCACGGUAUCUCUUUCUUCCAGAAGUUCAGACUUAGAUAUUACUUACUUGACACUUCAUUGCAGUGUCUAAAAUGUUACAUUUCCUUACACUUAGUCAUCUAGAGAUAAUUAUAUCCAAGAACGUAAAAUAAAAAUAAUAAUGGAAAAGUAUCUUUAACAGAAUGUAGCAGUUGUUCCUCGAUGUCUACAGCUUUUUACUGGUCAUUUCUGCAGUGGCCCAAUGCAUUUUUAAACCGUCAGUUUAUUCUUUUUCAGAACACUGCUGACCGAUUCGGAGAGCAGCUUGUGAAUUAAUCAUCAUUAACUGUCAUGAUUCUAGCGACGUUUCAACCCAUAAUGUUGGCACCAUCUUUCUAAAGUGGCAGAAAAGCAUAUUAAAGAUUUCGUUCGAUCUUUUCAUACUUCACUCUUAUUUCCUGUGCCAAAGAGAUCCGUGUAUUUUUAUGGUAGGCUUACCAUAUAGGCCUUAGCACACGUCAAAAGAAUAGAAUGUACGCUUGUAAAGCGUUAUAGUUGUUUAAUUAUUGAAAGUGGAAAAACUAUUCUAUUUUAAAUAAACUUACGUCAGUCACUUGUUUUGCUGCCAUGCGCCAAUACAUUUAACUUGGAGUGAACAGUAGUACGUUAGAUAUGUACUACAGUAAUAGCUAAUACACAGACGGAAAAUCUCUCCUGAGUUUGCAUCCAAACAGACCACCGUCCAUGUAAAGGACUUUAUGAUGUUGUUAAUAUGUUUGUUAUUUAUUUUUGUACAUACUCAACAGAAUUUUGUAAUUACCAUCUUUUUGUAACUUUUUGCACUCUCAUGUUCUUGUUUCUGCGGUUACACGAAAUUGUUUUUAAAAUAAAUUUUAUUUUGGAA
This is a messenger RNA of Schistocerca americana (American grasshopper), 3126 nucleotides long. Its product is annotated as protein yellow-like. The transcript is spliced from 4 exons. Gene Ontology annotation, cellular component: extracellular region. The record is from RefSeq and is a predicted model, not a curated record. NCBI's taxonomy places the organism in Eukaryota, Metazoa, Arthropoda, Insecta, Orthoptera, Acrididae. The coding region runs from base 1 to 1272 and encodes 423 amino acids.